UUCAUGAGAACUUGCUGCGCGCUCUGUUACUUCCUUUGUUUACUACCGGGCAAGAUGGCGGCGCCCAUACAACCCACAGCACGGAGCACGUAGUUUAUAAAUUAAGCUGUUUUUCGAGCUGUAUUCAGUUUGAAAACCGAUUUAACCACCAACUCAUCUAUCGAACGUUUAUUUUGGUGGAUCGCGUAUAUUGUAUCAGUUCAUUUAUCUUGUUGUACCACGCAUUAUUGGUCUGUGCUGUGAAAUGUUCACGAGCAUUCGUGUGUGAUCUGCUGGUUAGUGUAUAAAUAUUCAUCUGGUCGAUCCGGAGACAAAAGGGAAGAUAUAAGUCCAUUAAUGCCUUUUAGUAGAAAUGAAAUCAGGAAAUUGAAGGCAUGCGGUGUGUGAAGGCACUGCAGCUCACCCUCGCGGUCGUCAAACCAGAUGCUGUGGCCCAUCCGCUCAUUCUGGAGGCUCUUCAUCAGAAGAUUCUCGAAAACUUCAUUAUAAUCAGAAAGAAAGAUCUGAUGUGGAGGACAGAAGAUUCAGAAAAGUUUUAUGCUGAACAUGCAGGACGAUUUUUCUAUCAAAGACUGGUUGAAUUCAUGUCAAGUGGCCCAAUGAGAGCGUACAUCCUAGCCAGGGAAGAUGCUAUCACUCACUGGAGGGGGAUGAUGGGUCCAACAAAAGUGUUUAGAGCUCGUUUCACUUCACCAGACACCCUUCGAGGCCAGUACGGGUUGACUGACACCAGAAACACCACUCAUGGUUCAGAUUCUGUUGAAUCAGCCAAGAGAGAGAUUUCAUUUUUCUUUCCAGAAUUCAAUGCAGAUGAGUGGAUGGCGAGGGAGGAGCCACGUUUUAGGUUAGGAUUUACUGAAUAUAAUGAGGAGAGACAAAUUCAUACUCUUCAGGACACGUGAUGAUCACUAGGCUGAUGGUACUUCUGCAGUGCUGCGUGAAUAUGAUUUCACCCAGUGUUUCUCUUCUGCUGCAUGUGAUAUUUAUUUUGACGUUACUCUUUUGUGACUACUAAAUAUCUGUACCUCAGCUCUGCCAAAAAUAUAUUCAUUUGUAUGUGUUUUAUAUAUGUAUGUAUAUAUGAAUAUAUGUACUAGCUUUGCAGUAAUGCUCAAUAAAGGUUUUCCUAAGCAUA
This is a messenger RNA of Megalobrama amblycephala (Wuchang bream), 1135 nucleotides long. It is a transcript of the gene nme6, whose product is annotated as NME/NM23 nucleoside diphosphate kinase 6. Gene Ontology annotation, molecular function: nucleoside diphosphate kinase activity. NCBI's taxonomy places the organism in Eukaryota, Metazoa, Chordata, Actinopteri, Cypriniformes, Xenocyprididae. The transcript has 5 exons. The record is from RefSeq and is a predicted model, not a curated record. Bases 375 to 902 code for a protein of 175 amino acids. Gene Ontology annotation, biological process: UTP biosynthetic process; CTP biosynthetic process; GTP biosynthetic process.